This is a messenger RNA of Amborella trichopoda, 1964 nucleotides long. Its product is annotated as pentatricopeptide repeat-containing protein At1g02150. The record is from RefSeq and is a predicted model, not a curated record. Lineage: Eukaryota; Viridiplantae; Streptophyta; Magnoliopsida; Amborellales; Amborellaceae. Gene Ontology annotation, cellular component: mitochondrion. Gene Ontology annotation, molecular function: protein binding.
UUUGUUUCCCUCUCAAGGAGGAAGCCCCCCUUUCUGCUAUACCCUCUGCUCUUUCUCUCUCUCUCUCUCUCUCUCUCUCUCUGUCUUCUAGUAAAUACCAUUGUGUUCUCUCUCUCUCUCUCUCUCUCUCUCUCGUGUAAAACCCAUUUGUGUUUUUUUCUCUUACAGGGAAAACUCAUCUGCUCUGUUUCUCUGGUCUCUAUAUCUGCUGUAAAACCCACUGGUCUUAUCUGUACCCCGCAACGCUUGGGAGCCAUGCAUUGCCAAAUCUCCAACCCCAUAGGUCUGCAACUUCCCCCCUACUUCUUCUCCUUCUGCAACAUAACCCACCUGCAACCCAUAAACACGAGAACUUCCAUUGUUUCUUCUGCAAGUAUUUCUCAGGUCCACAACUAUGGAACAGUCGAUUUUGAGAGGAAGCCCCCAGUUCAAUGGAACCAUCUAUACAAGAGGAUAUCCCUUUCAGGCCUUGGUUCUGGUGAGGUUCUUGAAGAGUGGAUGAUGCAGGGUCGGAAGAUAUCUAAAUGGGAGCUUCGACGAAUCUCCAAAGAACUCAGAAAGUUUCGCCGCUUUUAUCUCGCUCUACAGGUUUACGAAUGGAUGAUUAGCAAAGGAGAAAAAUUUACACUCUCAUCUUCUGAUAUUGCAAUCCAGUUGGAUUUGGUUGCUAAAGUUCAUGGUAUGUCAAGUGCGGAGGAUAUUUUUGUCAAGCUCUCGGAUUUCCAAAAGAAUGAACGAACAUAUGGUGCAAUUCUCCAUGUGUACUCCCAGUCGAAAGAGAGAGAAAAGGCUGAGACCAUUUUCGAGAAAAUGAAGAAAGAGAGUCUCAUCACAAAUGCUCUCCCGUUCAAUGAGAUGAUGAAUCUCUACAUGAGCUUGGGAGAGUACAAUAAGGUGGAUUCGAUAGUCCAAGAGAUGAAAGAUAAUGCAACACCAUUCGAUAUAUACUCAUACCAUAUAUGGAUUUGCACAUGUGGUGCUAUGAUGGAUGUGGAAAAGAUGGAAAGAGUGCUCGAAGAGAUGACUCAAGACAAAAAUGUGAACCCCAAUUGGACAACUCACAGUACAUUGGCAACCUUGUACAUAAAGCUUGGCCUACUCGAGAAGGCAGAACACCACUUGAAAGAGGUGGAGCAAAAAUUAACAGGACGUGAUCGUCACCCAUAUAAUUUCCUAAUAAGUUUAUAUGGGAAAAUUGGUGACAAGGAAGGAAUAUAUAGAAUAUGGAAUUUGUAUAAAUCAAGCUUUCAGAGUAUCCCAAAUUCAAGCUACUACGCAUUGAUUUGUUCUUUGGUCAAGGUAGGAGACGUGGAAGGAGCCGAGGAGUUUUACAAAGAAUGGGAGGCUAUCAAGGUUAAGUAUGAUCCUAGAAUAACAAAUUUUCUGAUGGCUUCUUAUGUUAGAGGGGGGCUUUUGAAGAAGGCCGAGGAGUUAUUUGAACGUGCUAGCAGAAAUGGGGGAACAGCUAAUCCUAGCACAUGGGAAAUUUUGGCAGAAGGAUAUACUAGGGAUCGGGAAAUUGGCAAGGCUCUUCAUUGUUUGAAUGAAGCUGCCUCAGUGAAGAGGUUUAGGAGGUGGGCUCCAAAGCCUGUGAAUGUCGAGGCAGUUAUGAAGGUUUGUGAAGAGACUGGCGAUGUAGAAAAUGUAGAGCAAUUUGUUGAGCUAAUGAGGAGUUUGAAAUGUUUAAAUGCCGGAACAUACAAGUCAUUGGUCAAAACAUAUGCUAAAGCUGGUAAAAGUGUUAAUGAUGUCAUAUUAUCGAUGGAGAAGGAUGAGAUUGCUAUCGAUGAGGAAAUGGAGAUGCUUCUCAACGAGCUACGAGAGAGAGUAUGAUAAUUUUAUUACCGAUGUAUGAUGCCUAGAGGAAAAUACUACUAUGUAUUUAACCAGGGAUGGUACUGGUCGGGAUGGGCCGCUAGUUUGGUUUCAUAAAUUUAAGCGGAAUAGCUGGUUAAUUUGAGGUU